UUAAAUUGAGCAACCGUUUUGAGUUAAUAUUUACCUUUUUUUACAUCUUCUGAACCUAGAAAUACCUUGCACUGCCUACAACUUAUUGAACAAAGUUUGUUACGAGGUUAACCGCUUGGUUUGAUUCUAAUGACGCAAUCCAUUGUAAUCCAAGUUGGUCAAUGUGGGAACCAGAUUGGAUGCAGGUUUUGGGAUCUUUGUCUCAGAGAGCACGCGUGCUACAGUAGGAACGGGAUAUAUGACGAUGCAAUCGGUAGCUUCUUUCGAAACACAGACUCGCGAAGUGUAGACGCGUUUGACGUCCCACGUGGUGUGAAUAAAAUACAAAACCUUAAAGCACGAGCGAUCCUGGUUGACAUGGAGGAGGGGGUGGUGAACGAGUUGGUGCAAGGUUAUAUCGGGGAUAUAUUUGACCAUAAACAGUUGAUCACUGAUGUGUCAGGGUCCGGAAAUAACUGGGCUGUUGGUAAUAAGGUUUAUGGUUCAAGGUAUCGUGAAGACAUAACUGAGCAAGUGAGGAAAGCUGUGGAGGCUUGCGACUGCCUGCAAUGUUUCUUCAUCCUUCAUUCUAUGGGUGGAGGGACGGGGUCGGGGCUAGGCACCGCAAUCUUGUCAAUCCUUGAAGAUAGUUUCCCGGAGGUACAUCGCUUUGUGACAGCUGUUUACCCAUCCAAGGAUGAUGAUGUCAUAACAUCUCCGUAUAACUCCGUUCUUGCCAUGAAAGAACUCACAGACAAAGCAGAUUGUGUCAUGCCGAUUAACAACGAGUCACUUAUGAAUAUUUGCAAUAAGAUUCAACACACGUUACCUCGUAAAGAGAAAAUACAAAGUGUUAGCAAGAUAACAUCAGGCGUUGGAUCUCUGGGUGGAACGAAGAACAAUGAAAAACCAUUUGAUCACAUGAAUAACAUCGUUGCUAAUAUGUUGUUAAAUAUGACGAGUCAUUGUCGUUUUGACGGCGCUUUAAACGUGGAUUUGAAUGAAAUCGCGAUGAACCUCGUGCCAUUCCCCCGCCUGCAUUACCUUGUGCCAAGUGUGGCACCACUUUCCAUCAGCAAGGACAUUGGUCUGCAACCCAGGAGGUUGGACCAAGCAUUUGAUGAUUUGUUCACCCCCGAUCAUCAGUUGGUAAGUGCUGAUCCACGGAAUAGUUUAUACCUCGCGUGUGCCCUCAUGGCUCGUGGUAAAGAUGUCAGCAUGUCCGACUUACGUCGCAAUAUUUCCAGAAUUGCACCAAAUUUAAACUUUGUCAAUUGGAAUAAGGAAGGUUGGAAAACAGGUUUGUGUGAUUUGCCUCCAGUUGGUUUGCCGUAUUCACUUCUGUCACUUGCAAACAACACGUGCGUGGGACAAGCUUUUUCUAACUUGCGAUUACGAUUUAAAAAACUUUACUCUCGAAAAGCUCAUUUACACCAUUAUGAAGUUGUGGAUGAUUUCGAACGAUCCUGUUUUGAAGAAAGUUUGAACUCGGUCACUGAUUUAGUGAAAGAAUACGAAGAAAUAGAAAGGAAAGGAUUGACCCAAGUUACUGAAAUACAACGAAUGAAAGUUUUAUAAUUUUUAUUUUAUUUUCACUGCUGUAGCUCUCAUUCAAGUCGCAUUUGUUUUUAACUGUAUUGUAACGAAUCAAAAACGGCUAAAAUUUUGUGCCUUAGUAACAAUUUGAUCUAUUUUUGCUAGA
Molecule: messenger RNA, 1681 nt
Organism: Ciona intestinalis (vase tunicate)
Lineage: Eukaryota; Metazoa; Chordata; Ascidiacea; Phlebobranchia; Cionidae
Product: tubulin epsilon chain
Biological process (GO): microtubule-based process
Cellular component (GO): microtubule
Molecular function (GO): GTP binding
Source: RefSeq, a predicted model, not a curated record